Molecule: messenger RNA, 1634 nt
Organism: Trifolium pratense (red clover)
Lineage: Eukaryota; Viridiplantae; Streptophyta; Magnoliopsida; Fabales; Fabaceae
Product: UPF0496 protein At4g34320-like
Exons: 2
Coding region: 300-1418 (372 amino acids)
Source: RefSeq, a predicted model, not a curated record
AUUUUAUUGCUUCUUGUUCUCAUUUUCAGUUUUCAAUUAAUGCUCUUUUUUUUUUUUUAUUCAUGCGUGCAAGCUAAUCUAAACUAUUUUUCUUGGUUCUUAAUACCUUUAACUCUCUUUAAGAUUCUGCAUUCAUCUUCCACCUCAAAUAUUUGUUUCCUCUCAAAUCCUUAAUUUAUACAAAAAACAAAAACAAAGUUAUUACCUAAAUACAUAUAUAUAGUUUCAUCAUUGUCAUUGUCCUAGAUUCCUUAUCUACUUCCAUCUCUUUCAAAGAUAAUUUUUCAAUUGAAGUUGCAAUGGGGAGUCAUAUGAGCAAGAAGAUUCCAGAAACUUCAUCUGCAGUUAACUUUACAACAACAGAAUUGAGCUACAAAACUGAGUUAAGUUCCUAUGAAGCAGCCUGCAAAAUGGACACAGAUUUGCAGACAUUUGAUUCAGCACUUCAUACAAGAACAAAUCAAGUCAUCAACACACUAGCUUCUGGCGUAGAAGUUCGAGCCCUUUCGUUCGAUUCGCUAAAACAAAUCACAGAAUGUCUCCUUGAUAUGAAUCAAGAAGUUGUAAAAGUAAUCUUGGAGUGCAAGAAAGACAUAUGGAAAAGCCAAGAAUUGUUUGAGUUAGUUGAAGAAUAUUUUGAAAAUAGUUUACAAACAUUGGAUUUCUGCACUGCAUUGGAAAAGUGCUUAAAAAGAGCUAGAGAUAGCCAAUUGCUUAUUCUUGUAGCAAUACAAAUAUUCGAGGAAGAAUCGGAAUCAGGAGAUAAAUGCUAUGCCAGAACAUUACAAGAAUUGAAGAAUUUUAAAUCAGCUGGUGAUCCUUUCACUGAGGAAUUUUUCCAAAUUUUUCAAUCUGUUUAUAGACAACAGAUUAUAAUGCUCGAAAAGCUUCAAAUCAGAAAGAAUAAGCUUGAUAAGAAGCUGAAAUGCAUUCAUUCAUGGAGAAAAGUUUCAAGCAUGAUAUUUGUAGCUACAUUUGCAGCUGUUUUGAUAUGUUCUGUUGUAGCAGCAGCUAUUGCAGCUCCACCUGUUGCGGCAGCAUUAGCUGCUUCUACAGCGAUACCUAUCGGUUCGAUGGGAAAAUGGAUUGAUUCACUAUGGAAGAAUUAUGAAAUUGCAUUGAAAGGACAGAAAGAAGUUAUUGGUUCAAUGCAGGCUGGUACAUUUAUAGCUAUAAAAGAUUUGGACAAUAUUCGCGUACUUAUCGAUCGGCUUGAAAUUGAGAUUGAAUCUUUGUUACAUAGUGUUGAUUUUGCAAUUGAAGAAGAAGCUGUGAAAAUUGCAAUAGAGGAGAUUAAGAAGAAGCUUAAUGUGUUUAUGAAGAAUGUUGAAGAUUUAGGAGUUCAAGCUGAUGUUUGUAGCCGCGACAUUCGAAGGGCAAGGACUGUUGUUCUCCAGAGAAUCAUAAAGCAAUCUUAAUUUGAAGAUCCUGUUAUUUAUUAUUUGUUUGUUUAAGGUUGGAGAACACAUAAUUUUCUUUAUGUGUAUGUUGUGAAAUUUGUUUAUUUAUGGAUCCAUGCAGCAGCACAAAUAGGUACCUGUUGAAGAUAAUAAUUAAUAUAUAGGAGAUAUAUAUAUUUGGUAUGUCUCUUGACACUUGCAACUAUAUAAAUUUAUUUUAUUCUUUUGAAACAA